UAAACUUUGGGUGGUGAGUCCAGUCCACCUCCACGGGUCGAUCCCGCGAGAAUUUUAUUAGAAAUCCGUCUAUUUGCAUUGGUUUGUCACAUUUCAGUGAAGGCUUGCAGGCAGCUGAAUAUGGGUUAUCGGGGAGAGCAGCUUUUAGCAGGUGGUUUGAUACCUCCCUUCCUUAAUAAGGUAGCUGACGUCAGAGCGACGGGGCGGUGUGUGUAUGUGUGUGUGUGCGCGCGCGUGUGUGUGUUUUAGAGCGAGAGAGAGAGAGAGAGAGAGGGAGAGAGAGUAUGGGGAGGAGAUGGGUGUCCGCAGUGCGCAUGUGUAGACGGUGAUCUGUGCUGCGGUGGAAGAGGGCUGGAGACACACAACUAGAGAGAUGGCGCGGCACCCGACCGGAGCGCAAGGACAGCUGGUUGGCGGUGGGGGGGCUUGAAUUAUAAAGAGAAUCGGGAACAUUUUAAAAAACAAACAAACAAAAAAAAAAUAUCAAGAAAAAAAGGGAUUCGGGAAAGGAGUUUCCAUUCUGCAAAACAGCAUCAGAGAUAGAAUAAUCAAAUAGGUGAAUAUAAGGACAGAGAGGAGGCAAUAGCAAAGGAGGCUGCUGCAAGAAGAAAGAAAAAAAAAGCAACAAAAGAGAAUUGAACUUUACUGGACGUGAGGACUUCUGGACAUCAGCUAACUGCGGUAGGUCAGAUAGAUGGUUUGUCCACAGCGCUGCCCGGAUCAUGAACGCACAGCUGUCGAUGGAGAAUAUUGGCGACCUGCACGGAGUGAGCCAUGAGUCCGUGGCCGGUCACGGAGAGCUGCUGAGUGGUCACAGUCCGCAUUCCCGUCCGAGCCCCCGGGGUCUGAGCCACCGCGCUAUGGGCAUGGCGACCCUGCUGGACAGCGGAGACUAUCACCCCAGCCACCCCGGACACCUGCAUCCAGCCAUCAGCAUGUGCGAAGCCCCCCCUGGCAUGAGUGCGAGCAGCACUUACACCACCCUAACCCCACUGCAGCCCUUACCCCCCAUCUCCACCGUGUCCGACAAGUUUCCCCCACAUCAUCACCACCACCACCAUCCCCACCAUCCUCACCCUCAUCCCCACCAGAGGAUCCCCGGAAACGUCAGCGGCAGCUUCACGUUGAUGCGAGAAGACCGGAGCCUGGCACCUAUGAACAGUCUGUAUCCCGCAUAUCAUCACAAGGAUCCCUGCAUGGGUCAGAGCCUGUCCCCGUUGUCUGGUUCCGGUCUGGCCAGCAUACACACGUCCCAGGCCGGUAUCCCUCCCUACGCUCAUCCCGGCGCCGCCAUGCCCGGUGAGAAGAUGCUCACCCCCAGCGGGUUCGAGGCUCACCACCCGGCCAUGCUCGGCAGACACACGGAGCAGCACAUGAGCUCCUCGGCGGGCAUGGUACAAAUCAAUGGCCUCCACCACCACCCGCACGCCCACCUUGGCGCGCAGGGGCACGGCCAGGGGCUGGGGAACAGCCGGGAGCAGGCCUCCGGGCCCGGGCAGCAAGGGGGCGGCGGUGGAGGGGGUGGUGUUUCUGGGGGACAGAUGGAGGAGGUGAAUACCAAAGAGGUGGCGCAGAGGAUCACCACGGAGCUCAAGCGCUACAGCAUCCCUCAGGCCAUCUUUGCCCAGCGGGUCCUGUGCAGGUCCCAGGGGACCCUGUCCGACCUGCUGAGAAACCCCAAACCCUGGUCCAAGCUCAAGUCCGGCAGAGAGACCUUCCGCCGCAUGUGGAAAUGGCUGCAGGAGCCUGAGUUCCAACGCAUGAGUGCGCUCAGGCUCGCAGGUGAGCGAAGCCUCGCGUGUAAGCGUAAGGAACAGGACCACGGCAGGAGCGAGCGAGGGAACAUGACCAAGAAGCCCCGGCUGGUGUUCACGGAUGUGCAGCGGCGGACGCUCCACGCCAUCUUCAAGGAGAACAAGCGUCCAUCCAAAGAGCUGCAGCUCACCAUCGCCCAGCAGCUGGGCCUGGAGCUGGCCACAGUGAGCAACUUCUUUAUGAACGCACGCCGCCGGAGCUUAGAUAAGUGGGUGGACGACGGCUCCGGUCACUCAGCCAACUCUGGCCCUAACGCCUGCACCAAAGCCUGAAGACGGACUGAUUUGACCAACUCAUGGACUGACUCAACCUCGGUGGAAAAGCUUUAAAACUUAAGAGAAACAAAGAGAAACUUAAAAAGACCUUGAAGCAACGUUUUGCCCUUAAACCUGUACUAUAUUGAUAUUUAUAGUAUCCAAAGAUGAAAAAACAAACCAAAGACUUCUUGUUUGACCUGCUUUGAAAUGUUUGUUUCAGCAACACAUUUAUGUGUAACAUACUGCAAAAAGACUAUAAUUUACCCCCCCCACACACACACUCACUGUCACUGGUCUCUAGCUUUAACUACAUCCCUCCUCACCUCCCCACCCAGUAUCAAUCUGUCAUUCACCAUCCGUAUCUUUAAUCUGAUUGGUUGGUUUUAAUGAUGGGUCCCCCUAAAUGGAGGUUUAAUCAGCCUAUUGGCAGUCUGAUCUGCAGCUGUCCACUCCCUUGAAACAAAAAAAAAAACAAAAAAAACAAAACAAAAAAAAAACAGCCAGAAUGUGGAGCUCCGGUGGGAUUGGCCAAUCAUCUUUAAAGAAAAAAAAAUCCUACAGGAGCAACUGGAUCGUUGUGUGACCUUGUUUGGAUCAGUGGCGGUUUGGACUGUCUGUCCAGCUGUCUGUCUUUCUAUCAAGCAUUCCAAGACAGACAGGGGAUUGCCCACACGUAGACUGCUAACCCAAAACCCUAAACCAAACCAAGACCCCUCCCCUUAACCUCAACCCACAUGGUAGUGCUUUCUUCCAACAUGCUGAAGCGUUGAAUAAUUUAAAAAUGAGAAACCAAAGCCUUCUACACCCUGAAGCCUCUCUUGCAGCUCAGAAAUAAAACCACUUAACAUGCUAUGAAGUGAUUUGACCAAAGAGUAUAUUUUGUAGUUGAUAAUCUUGAGAGUGUUUUUACCUCAUCUCCUCCCUUACCUCCUAAAACAGACUGUUAGUUAGGUGCCACAAGGAAGAAGAAGAAUGUUACUGCUCAUGGUCCAUCCAUACUAAAGUCUCUGUUCCCUGCAAAUGGAAAUAAUAUUUUACAUAACCCUGAAAAUUACUAUCUAUUGACGUUUGCCUUAUAGAUGCCUUCUUGAAUCAGCUUUAUCUUCACAAUCAGUCUGGUGAAUGUUGCUGUAAAUUCUGUUUGUGAAGAUUAAUCAUUACGGACACAACCUUCCCUGUAAGUCUGUUCCUACAGGUGUAACUGUAGUUUAUAUGUUCAGAUGCCAGCAGCUGGCAGACAAGAGACAAAUCCAUUCUGUAGUAGGUUUUUUCCACAGAGGUGAAAACAGAAAAUGCUGGCUCUACAUGUGGUCUUGUUUCUGUGAGGUAGACAGAUAGCCUCUGAGGAGUUUUUUUUUUUUUUUUUUGAGGACAAACUGUGUCAUCACUCUGAUAAUAAGCAUUCAUCGGCGCUCCGUCAACCCCCUCGCCACCCCCCAUACGUAUUUGAUUUUAUCUCCUCAUCAAAGAUGUUGGGUGGAGGGGAUGAUAUCAAUGAUCAAAUCACUUUCAGGCGCUUACACAGCAAUGUCAGCUCAUCACCUGAAUACGAAAGCACCCCCCCCCACCCCAUCCCUGCCUGUUGCCAAUCCCCCAGACACCACCGCCAGCCCCACCCCACCCCCCUCUCCCCCUUACCUUGCCUCUGCUCUCCUGGUAAGCUAUGCAUUUCAGCACUAGGAGGAAAGCACUACACACAGGGCUGGCCCAGGGGCAGCGUAACAUUAGAUAUAUUAAGCUGGCCCCUCGCCAUCAUCCUCCUCAUGGCCAGGGUUAGCAGCUCUACAUUCAUCAGAACAAGCGCCGAAGUAGAGGCGAGGAAGAGAGAGAGGGAGAGAGAGCUGCUUCUUCAUCUCCGACAGAAAAACCAAAAAGACGACAAGAAACAAAACAAAACAAAACAAAAAAAACGUGUCAAGACCUGCUGAUGUUUUAUAGUGUGAACCAAAGAUGCUACCUCACUCAAGUUCCAUACGUGAUUUCUAUCACUUUGAUGAUACCAAAGAUAACCAAAGAUUUUUUCUCAUUGCACGGCCUCUAUGAGUGGUGUUAAAAGAUGUUGUAUGUCUCCCCCUCCUCCCCCCAUCUUCCUUUCUCUUCCCCUCUCUUCCUUUCUUCUCCGAUUUCUCCCCCCAUCUCCCACCUGCACUCCACCCAUGCAUCCCUGCUAAGCGUGCUCUUGCUUCAUCUGUGCUCUGAUUACAACUUCAUAGAUAGUCAUGCUGAUGUAGCUAUAGGCAGAUAUGCUGAUCUAGCCAUAGAUACACACAAGUGGCCGUGCAGGUGCCUGCGGGGUACAGCAUUUCUACCACUUUGUUGGCAGAAAAGACGUAAAAGCUAGCACUGUGGCAAACCAAUAAAUAUGUCAAAUGAAAGCUUUAGUUUGGUUCAUGAAUAAUUUCAAAACACUUUACGGAGUGCCCCGCCAGAGUGCCAUUCUUUGGAGCUUUAUUUCUGCUCGGCCCAUGCCUCUGAGUGUGUAUCUAUAGGUUGAUAAUAUCGAUCCAACAAAUAGGUCAGACAUCUUCACAUAAUAGGCAGACAAGCUGACAUAGCCAUGGGCAGAAUUGUUGACUCAACUAUAGGCAGACAUGUUCCUGAAAGUAGAAGCAGACAUGUUGCAAUCUUUCUAAAAACUCCCAGGACGAGUGCCUUGCUUGAACCAAAGUGUUAAACCGCUGUUGACCUCUCACCUUUGACUCUGUGAAUACCUCAGCCUGUAGAAGGGCCACUACUGAAGAAACAAGGAAAAGGUUUUUCUUUUUUUCUUUCUUUCUUUUCUUUUUUUUUU
Molecule: messenger RNA, 4863 nt
Organism: Lates calcarifer (barramundi perch)
Lineage: Eukaryota; Metazoa; Chordata; Actinopteri; Centropomidae
Gene: onecut1
Product: one cut homeobox 1
Exons: 2
Coding region: 723-2087 (454 amino acids)
Biological process (GO): regulation of transcription by RNA polymerase II
Cellular component (GO): nucleus
Molecular function (GO): RNA polymerase II cis-regulatory region sequence-specific DNA binding; DNA-binding transcription factor activity, RNA polymerase II-specific
Source: RefSeq, a predicted model, not a curated record